GGCUUGUUGGCGAGCGGCCUUCCUUCCGAGUGGCAGGCCCUUCCGGCUAGCGCGGGCGCGGCGGGGGAGGAGCCAGCGUCCCAGCCAAUGGGAGAUGGCGGUGGAGAGUGGGCGAAGGGAAGAGGGCGUGCUUCCGGCGUGACGAGCAAAAGGCUACCCCUCCCCCCGCUUCCCUCAGCCGGCCGGAAGUGCGGUAGCGUCUGAGGGGGAGAGCGAACACGGGGCGGGUGACAGUGGGGCGAACUGAGGCGGCAGGUAAUUUUCGGGGGGGGGUGUGUGAGGAGGACUGGAGGUCGCAACCACCGGGGGGAGGGAGUGGGGGGGUUGCUAAUUAGGCAAGGGUGGGGGAGGGGCGAGCGGGGUCCUCGCGUGUGAGGCCGAGAGAGAGACGCCCUUGAAUUGACGGAGGUGGGGGAGGCGGCGGCUGUAGGGGGAGACUCACCCCGUCGCUGAAUGUUCAUUCUUGACCCAACUUCAAAAAGUCCCUGAGGAAAAUGGAGGGGGAGGGGUGGAGCAGACGAGGGACCCCAUUCGCACGUGGGGAGGACGAGGAGGAGGGGGCUUAACGUAACACACACCCCCGCGGCCUAGCUUCCAAGGCAUACCGUUUAUAAAUUUUACUAAGUUCAUUAGGGAACAGCAGCCAAACGCCGCAGCUUAGAAGAGUGCCAGGAUGUUCCCGCAUUGCAGGGGGUUGGGCUAGAUGACCCUCGCCGUGUGCGGGUGCCCCUUUCCACUCUGCAAUUCUUGCACUGGGGUAUGUCACUCCUCUGUCCCUGCUUUCCUCCCGUUUUUUCUUGGUCGUCCGUCCCACGCAUUUCCCAAGAAGAAAAGGACACUGGUUUCUGGUGUUGUUAUUAGUAUUACUAUUAGUCAACCUUUUUACUUGCUUGCCACCCGAAGGUCUGCAAGCAACUUACAGCAAAGGAAAAUGCACAGUACAUAAUACCACUUGCCCACCCCAUUGCUGUGUGUUUAAUUGGCAAAGCACUUCAUUUUGCAAAUUGGAAACCUAUUAUUACUUUGCUUGCUGUUUGUUCUCUCGUGUACCAUUUUUAGAAAGGUGGGGGGGGGGAGAGUGACUUGUGUUGUUUACAUGGAGUGUUUACAUUCCAUGGUGUGAUAAACUUCAGCAUAACUACCUACUCAGGCUGAACAACGUCAAUGGCUAAACUGGGGUUUGAACUUAAGAUCUACAAAUAUCAAAACUGGUAGUAAUGAUAGGAUUCAAGGGUUGCCAUCCCUUAAAUUUGCCUUGUGACCCUGAUACUCAAAACAGUACAGCCCCACAAUUGAUAUCCUUUAAUAUGGUGCUGUUCUCAAACUUUACAGAUGCCCUGCUUUAUAUUUAACAAUUGCUUCUCACUGUGUCCAUUUCCCAAACUUGGAAGUUUGCAAGGCUGUGUAUUAUGAACUGGUAGACCUAGAAUAGUUCUUUUUCUUAGCCAUUCACAAAUAUUUGGACUUGUUCCAAAUAUUUAGUAUAUUGUUUGUUCAGAGGUGGGAAACUGUUGUUCUCUAGUUGUUAGACUUGAACUCUCAUCAGCCUUAGGCAUCUUGGCCAGUGGUUAGAGAUGUUAGGGAUUAUAGACCCAACAGCUUCCCGACAGUUGACAUGGUAAUUGGCUGGGAUUCCAAAAUCUGGUAACUUAUUCAUGCUGUUUAGCUAGGAAUCAGCCAUGUGAGCUUCAAAAAUAUGAGUCUGGUGAAAAUAUUACAUUGUUCUUAUGCUAAUCAUUUUAACGUGAACAUAUUUGCAGUGAUGCAAGGAAAUUAGAGUGAUAACAGGUGCCUUUAGUCACUGUGACAAAUAUUAUAGUUCUUGGGUAGAGCAGUAAUUCUCAAAGGGUGUGGCAGGAGAGGAUGGCAAGUGUGGCAGGAAGAUUCAAGGACAGUCUAAUAAACAUUUAAACAUUUCAGUGUCAAAACAAUUUGUUUGCAGAAUAUGAAUAGAUAUAUUUUCAAAAUGAGAGCAAGAGCACCAAGUGAUUCUGAGGACAAUCCUAGUUAUGUUUUCCAAUGUAUUAUUUCUUAUCAAUUAAAAAAUCAGUGUGGCACAAGCAAAUUUUUAUUCUGAAAGUAUGGUCCAGAGAAAAAAGUUCAAGAACCACUGGUAUAGUGUUUAUUUCAGAAUGCAUGGUGCCUUAAUGCUCUAAAGAGCACUAGCAUUCAGUCUGCUUUGUGUCACCUACGGUGGCUGUGUUUGUAGCCAUGGUUUGUUCAACAAAUCAUGAGAUGGCUCAUUGCCAAGCAAGCAAGCCGCAGUUUUGUUUCUCCCAGGCUUGAUUUGUUUUCCAGCAGCUGUUGCCUUGUGUCUCUAGUUUCGUGAGUGGUAUGGAGUGGCUAAACAAUUCAUGGUUUUGAGAUGCUAUGGACUGUAACACCCCCUACCAGAAGACUAUAUGUCUUUGUCCAGGAUUGUGUUUUACCACUUUUCUCCAGCUAUGUUGAUGACAGAGUCUUUAUAACUCUGCCCAAAUUUCUUUCAUGAUGCUUGUGUUCUCUUGCAUCACUUGUUGUUGCUAAUGGGUCACUUGAUACACUCCAAAGUGCUGCUGUCAUAAAUGCCUUGUGGUAUGGCCUGGGGCCACAAGCUGACCUGGGAGUUCUUGGCUUUUUUGAGGAAGAAUGGAUUUGAAAAGUUAGCAAUAGCCAGCAAAAAAUCAAUUUCACUUGAGAGAUCCUGUAGCAGAAAGUUAAGAGCUGAAGAAGCUUUGUCAGGAAACAAACGCCUGAAUGCAAGAGGGGUUUGCCUCUUGGGUGCAAUCUGAUUCAUUUCACCAGGAUUCUUUAGCUGCUGUUCACUCCCUAGAGACUCAAGUUCUCAGAAGCUCUUUAUAAGAAUGAUCAGAAGUCUGACUUGAAGAAAAGCCACAGCCAGGCAACGAUGCUUUUCCUGUUUUGGAGAGGAGAAUGGUGCUAGAGGACUACAGGGCUUCUUGGCGCUCUGCGCACAGGAGUAGUGUGUCAUUGGUGAGUAUUGCUUCAGUAACUGUUGCACAAAUAGCUGUUCUUUUUGGACUGUGGCAUCUCCUGGCAUGGCAUAUAUGUGUGCACAACAGGCUAAUUCUAGCUGAUUGCUAAUUCCCUAAAGAAUCCACUUUCAAUAAUACUCGUUAGUUUGUGGGCCUUUUGAUUUAUCUGUAUUGUUACAUUUUAUAUCCCAUCUUUCCUCCAAGGAGCUCAAGGUAGCAUACAUGGUUUUCUUCCUCCUCAUUUUAUCCUCAGAACAGCCCUAUGUGGUAGGUUAGGCUGACAGGCAGUGACUGAUCCUAGGUCACCCAUACUUUGAUUUAGCUAUUAAACUGCUAGUGCUAUUCACUGAAGUGCAUUCUAAUUGUUGUUGUUUUAAAAUGCUUUUUAUACUUUCUGCUUUGGAAAAGUAGUUUACACUCUUUAAAAAAGCACAAGCAGAAGUCUGCUGAUCCAUCCUCAAAAUAGGCCCCUGUUUUCCCAUCAGGUCUGAUGUAAAUGAGCCUCUAAGCUAUUCUGAAGGUGGUCCAAGUCCUCAGCUUUGCUUUUGCUCCCCAAGUUGCUAGUAUUUUCAGGGAUCUAGUGAUAGUUAGCUGUUAGUUCUAUGUAUCUAUUCUUUAAGUUGGUGGUACUUUUUCAGUUGGUGCACUAUAGUAAUGGUUUUCUAACUCUUCUGUUUUCAGAUUCUGCAUAAAUAUCUCUCAAAGCAUUCUGACUCUGGAAGCUCCCUUCAAUCAUUGCUUGUUCCCAUAACCAGACGGCUUUUGAUCCUUGAUGCUAUUCUGACCCAAGCCCUGGUCAAGUGCUUACCAAAGAUCAGAGGAAGGUUGGAGGGUUGGUACUAGAGAUCUGAGUGAAGAGGCUGUUUUUCAGUUUGCAAAGCACAGAGAGAGGAAGAAUUAUCUGCAGGACUUGAAUGAAGAUGAUCAUUACUGCUGAGAUGCUUGAACUGUUGCUCCUGUACAAACAUUGUCCACCCCUGCCUGUAAAUGGAAAGGAUACUGUGAUUGAUUCAACACACCCAGGGAGUCUGCUUGUUCAGGGUGUACAGGAGUUCUGGCUUGGCCCCGCCCAUUUAGGCUGUCAGAUUGGUGCUCUUUAAGUUACCUUUAAAAGACUGAAUUCUCGAAACCCAUUGCUCUUCUGGGCCAUAACCCUGGAUUUGGCCACUGGUAGAACACUUGUAUAUUUGAAAGAGAAAACGUGCUUAUUAUGAAAUAUUAUCUCUUUCCAGGAUGUCUUCUGGUGCUUUAUUUCCAAGUCUGGUGCCAGGCUCCCGGGGCUCAUCUAGCAAAUACUUGGUAGAGUUCCGUGCGGGAAAGAUGUCUUUGAAAGGCAGCACUGUUACACCAGACAAGAGGAAAGGUCUUGUAUAUAUCCAGCAAACGGAUGAUUCCCUCAUUCACUUCUGUUGGAAAGACAGGACUUCAGGGAACGUGGAGGAUGUAAGUAGAAUGCUGCAGCCUAAAGGUGUAUGCAUUGAUUUAAUGCUGCUUCGUGUUUAAAAUCAAUGUACAUAAGAGACUGUUAAAAGACAUUUAUGUACUAGAUUGAGGUCUGUGGUUUGAAAAAACGGGUUUCUUUCUUCCCUGGCCACCUGACAUGUAUCUCAAGUUUGUGUGGAAUUUGUGCAUCUUGUAAGAAAAAGAUAAGCAUGUUCCCUAGAGGCAGGCAUAACAUGUGCAUCUAUGUAACUCCCCAUAGCUUGCAAAGCCACCCCUGUAAGCUUGUCAUGGGAGAGACAUUCAACUGCAGCCUGACUGAGAAAGUGGUUAGUGAUCUCUUUCUUAUUGUAACGCACUUGGAUAGUUUUGUGUGGAAAGUAAAUAAUAAUUUGUUGUCAUCUUCUUCCACUCCAGGACUUGAUUAUUUUCCCUGAUGACUGUGAAUUUAAGAGGGUGCCUCAGUGCACUACAGGCCGCGUUUAUGUGUUGAAAUUCAAAGCUGGAUCCAAGCGGCUCUUCUUCUGGAUGCAGGUUUGUAGCUGUUAGCAGAUGAAGGGGAAACGAGGCAUAAGUGAUGCUAGUUGUUGCUGUGCAACAUUGAAGCUGUGGAUUAGACAUCUGUCAUGGAAUGCAAAAAUGCAUUUUUCUUCUUCUCCCGGCAGGAGCCCAAGACUGAGAAAGAUGAGGAGCACUGUCGUAAGGUGAAUGAGUAUCUCAACAACCCACCAAUGCCUGGAGCUCUGGGUGGUAGUGGAAGUGGAGGCCAUGAGUUGUCUGCCCUUGGAGGUAUAGACCUUUUCCAUGAGUCCUUUUCUGUGUGUUCUUUAGUAUUAAGAGCGAGUUCUGAUACUUUAGGGGGUUUGUUUGUUUGAUUCUUUCAUUGCAAAACCAGCUUUAAUUGGAUGUUUAAUUAAUGUAGAACAAUAAAAUAGUAUUAAAAAUAAAACUAUAAGGCAAGCAUAACAAUUUCAAAUAUCAACUUGGGAAAGCUUAGGAAACACAGAUGUUUAGGAAACAUGAGAUGUGUGGAUAUUCUUGAUAUUCUCCAGGGUUUACCUGUGGUUCUCUUUUGUAUAUUAGAAGCAAAACAGUGAGAUUUUCCUCAUAAAACCUGUUGCCAUUUUAAAUUGCCUGUCGUUUAGAUGGAGAGCUGUAAAAAUGUGUGAAUAUAAUACGCUCUCAUCUGUUUAGGUGAAGGUGGCUUGCAAAGUCUUUUGGGAAACAUGAGCCAUAACCAGCUCAUGCAGCUGAUUGGACCAACAGGCUUAGGAGGACUUGGUAAGCUUCUGUUGUACAUUCAUGCUAAAAUUGUGUUUGUCUGGGUUAAUCUCUUCCUAAUGCUCCCUGCAGGUACUAUACUUGGUUCUUAAGCAAAGUGUUCAUAAUAAAUCAAAUAUCACUGGACAGAAAGUUGUGCCAAGUAACAUGAGCUGAUCCAUUCUUUCCUCUAUUCUUUCAUUAAAUGCCUGCAACAUAGAUACAGUGUUGUCAGAACAUUAAAAGUGCACGCUUUGUAAGAUUUCCCUGUGUGUGUGAUGGUAAACCUCCUGCUUAAUGGCAUACAUGAAUCCUUCUGUGACUGAUCAUGCAGCCACUUUGCAUCCUCACUGCUUGAUGCCAUCCAGUGGUCCAGAAUAGAAUGAUUCCACCAGGAGGCAGUUUUCAGAGAAUGAAGAAAAACAGGUUUCCCAGCAUCUUGUGCUAUUAACACAAAGCAUGGCAGAAGCACAAACUUAGUUCUGUGACAACUGUUUCUACCCUUGAGGAUGUUUGGCUUAGAAAUGACAAAUUGAGACUCAGAAUUAAUGCUUCACGUAUCAAAGUGGACUCUCAGACAAAACUUGGCAUAGAACUAGACAGAUAAAUCCUUUGUGUGUGUGCUUUUGCUUAAGUUUGUAUACUCUAAAUUGGACAAAAACCACUUAAGAUGAAGAAAAGGCUGGCAUGAUGGCAAAAAGGAGUCUUCUAUUCCUUCCUAGGUUUAGGCAUGUUUUCAGUCCGGGUGGACCAUUAAUCAGUGAGAGCCUUCAAAUGGACCAAAGAAGUCCUCCAGCUCCUCGCUGAAUUUGUGUAAAAAGCAUCUGGUCUUGCAAUAUGAGCUUGUACGUCUGUGUUUCUGGAUGGGGGAAACUGUAACGUUACUUCGGUUAUUUUGAACAAGAAGUCUACACAGUACAGCAUUUUUAAACCUACUUUCUAUUUAUUAAAAGAAGUCUCUAACACACAUGCUGUCUUUUUCCUUUAUGGAAGGUGGGCUCGGUGCUCUGACAGGUCCUGGUCUGGCUAGUCUGUUGGGAAGUGGGGGCCCCCCAACUAGCAGCUCUUCUUCCAGGUAAGAGCAUCGUGGCUUAUAACUGUCCUUUUAAAAGAAACAGAUUGCUUUAAUAAUACCUGAUGCUUUGUUAAAUUGUACAAUAUUUUAGUGAGGACAUUUCUCUCAUAGGUUUCUGUUUUUAUUACAUAUUGCUGCAGUGUUUCAGAUCCAACAGCCAGUGCUGUGUGGCGAACUUGUGGGGAAGUAGCUCCUGUGGUAUCCGUCUAACAUUUAAAGAGAAUCUCUCCUAUGUGUGGGAAAGGUGGAACCUCAUUUCGGGAUUUGUUUUUUUUUAAAUGAUAUUUAUUAAAAGUUUAACAAUUACAGAAAAAAGAAAAAAAGAAAACAACACAAAAUUUAACAAGACAUACAAUACAUUUACAAUACAUAAAAAGGAAACCAUAAAGAACAAUAUAACAAAAAAGAACAAUAACACUAAAAAUCCAAUAUUCCAUAUCUUUAUCUUUCAUUUACUUGUUUCAUCGACCUCCUCACACCUCCCUUUUUGUAUUCUUGUUCAAUUAAUUGUUUCAGCAAAUUCUUUCCAUCUUUCUCAAUUUUUAUUCUGUAAUUUAUCUUAACAGUCUAACCUAUUUAUUAACUCAGUAAAUCCUUUCCAUCUUUAACUGUAUUCUAUCAUUAAAUUACCUUAAUUUAUUUUAACCUUAUCUUACCAUAAAGAACCUUAAAACUUAAAACUUAAUACUUAUUUAUACAUAACUCCUUAUAUCAUUUCUACUAAAGCCAAGUAGUUUCAUUCCAACAUUUUUCCUAACACUCAUUAAUUUUACACUAAUUCUCAAAAUGAAUUUUUUAAAAACUUUCUUCCAAUCUUCAUCCAACGUCUCUUCUUCCUGGUCUCGGAUUAUGUCAGUCCUUUCUAUCCAUUCCAUCUAGUCCAUCAACCUGGUGAUCUUCUGUCCGAGGCUCUUAAGACUCAUUUCGGGAUUUGGCUAGAGAAGGGAAAUGGGAUAAGAUGGGAGAUCAGAAAGGGUCAGUAGGGUUAUAAACAAUAAGUCUUUGGCUUAUGUAGUACAGUGGUACCUUGGUUCUUGAACUUAAUUCAUUCUGGGAGUCCAUUUGACUCCUGAAACCAUUCAAAAACCAAGGCACGGCUUCCAGUUGGCUGCAGGGGCUCCCUGCACUCAAGCAUAAGCCGUAUUUGACGUUUGGCUUCUGAAAAAUGUUCGCAAACUGGAACACUUCCUUCCGGGUUUGCCGCGUUCAGGAGCCUAUUUGUUUGUCAACUAAGCCAUUCGAGAACCAAGGUGCCACUGUAAUUCUAGGGCUCAUCUUUAAAUUGCAAUUUUAGAAGUUUGGGAUUUCAAACUGAGGAAGGAGGCAUCCCAUUUCCUCCUUACUUAGGUUGUGUUGAGUGAGCUCAGAGCUUCUUUUGGGGGGGAGGGGAAGACCUGUUGGUACUCUGGAAUGGCAAUUCUCUCACUUGCUCUUUAGCUGUGGGAAACAUCCCCGACUUCAAACUGUACUUGCAGAGGCUAACUAUACGAAUUGCCUUUUAGCUCUCGCAGCCAAUCGGCAGCUGUGACACCAUCUUCCAGUACUUCUUCCACACGGGUAACGCCAGCUCCUACAGCUCCCGCAGCAGCCUCUGCCACUGCCACUGCCACCAGUCCCAGUCCUGCUCCGAGUUCUGGAAAUGGGACCAGUACAGCAACAAGCCCUACUCAGCCCAUCCAGUUGAGUGACCUCCAGACUAUCUUGGCAACGAUGAAUGUGCCGGCUGGAGCAGGAGGCCAGCAAGGUAAAAAAGGGGUGUGGGAGCCUCUGUAGCCUGACAAAAAAAUGAGGUCUCCACAAAGAUGCGUCCUGCCUUGUGCUUCCAUGUUCCUUCCUAGCUGCUUUCCAUACUGAAACAGUAUUAGCAGCAUGCUGUUUAUCGUAUUGUUUGUCUUUGUACAGGGGCAUGUAAUAAAGUGGUUUUUUGCCUCUUGUGUUUGCUGCAAGGAUGGGCAUCCUGUGGCCCUCUGGCUGUCAUUGGACUCCAACUCCCAUCACCCCAGGCAGCACGGCCCAGAACAUCAGAGAUGUUCAGAGUUGUAAUCCAAUAGUGGCUGGAGGGCCAGAGUUUCCCCAUCCCCGCAUUACAGUGUGUGUAAGGGACGCGGGUGGCACUGUGGUCUAAACCACUGAGCUUCUUGGGCUUGCCGAUCGGAAGGUGGGUGGUUUGAAUCCCCACGGUGGGGUGAGCUCCCGUUGCUCUGUCCCAGUUCCUGCCAGCCUAGCAGUUCGAAAGCACGUCAAAGUGCAAGUAGAUAAAUAGGUACUGCUGUGGCAGGAAGGUAAACAGCGUUUCCGUAUGCUCUGGCACUUGUCACGGUGUCCCGUUGUGCAAGAAGUGGUUUUGUCAUGCUGGCCAUAUGACCUGGAAAGCUGUCUGGACAAGUGUCGGCUCCCUCAGCCUGAAAGCGAGAUGAGCGCCACAACCCCAUAGUCGCCUUUGACUGGACAUAACUGUCCAGGGGUCCUUUACCCCUUUUACCUUCACAAUUUGUGUGUGUAAGAAAGAAGAUAAGCAAAUGGUGUAACACCAAGUGUGGGUCAAAAUAUGAAAUACUUGGUUUUUGAAACAGUUUGGCUCCCAAAUCAAAUCUGUUUACCAUGCUAUAUAUAUGUACUUAAGAUUUAAUUGUAAAUAGGCUCAGAAUUUUGAUCAGCUGAGGUUUUCAAAAGAAGUUAGUUAAUCAUUUGGUUGACAAUAAACAACAGAACACUGUUACAGGGGGAAUAAUUAAUAUCAUAAUAUUCUGCAGAAAAAUAUGACUUGACAUAAAAUUAGAGUAUUUCUUCUAAACAGAAAUCCAAAACCACCUUGAAUUUGCUUUCACAGGAGGUCAUUAUUUUGUUGACAAUAGUGUAUAAAGGGCAACUAGUUUUCCCAAAACAAGUUUCCGUAUUCACUUGCAAUUCUUGAUCUUAGAUGAGAUGUUAUUUUUGCCAUUACAGUACAGUAUAGCCAAGUCCCAAACUUUAACAGGUCAUUCUUUCCAGGAAGUGAGUAAUGUAACUAGUUUUUAGUCAAUUAGCAGCUGUAAUCAAAUAGGAUGUAAGUUCUUUAUGGUCUUUCUUUAGGAUAGGGGACUUACAAUUGAGCAAUAUCAGUACUGGAUCUAAAGGAACUUCAUCUUCCAAACUUUUUUCUUAUUAUUCUAAUAAUAAUCUUCCAGUAUUUUUGGGUGCAACUGCAUGCCUACCAGAUAAUGAUAAAAAGUUCCAUUCUCCCAUUUGCACCUCCACCCUAUUUUCAAAUAUGAUUUAUUUAUUGCUGCAAUAAUUGCAGAAGUCAGAUGCCAUUAUACCAUAACUUUUAAAAACAAUUUUCCUCUUUUUUUUUUUUUUGCAUAUUUUCUCCAAAUAUCUUCCACACCUCCAUGCUUAUGCUAUUUCCUGUGUCCUUGACUGCACCUUAUCAUACAAACCUUUACUUGUUCCCAUUUGCAGUUGUACUUUAACAACAGGUGAUUAGACUUUUGUGGUGCCUGUGCUGUGACUCGCAGAGUUCUCCUGCAGCAGCUUUGCUAAUUCUUGGUACUUCCGCCACAGACAUUCUGGCUCUGUUUCUUUACAGUUGACCUGUCCAGUGUCCUGACCCCGGAAAUAAUGGCACCCAUUCUGGCAAAUACAGAGGUUCAAGAGCGCUUGCUGCCUUAUCUUCCUUCCGGGGAAUCUCUGCCACAGACAGCAGAGGAGAUCCAGAACACACUGACCUCUCCGCAGUUCCAGCAGGUAAAAGUUUUGGUAUAUUUGGAAAAUACGCUUGGAGGCAGCUACUUGGCUUAAAUAGGAGGACUGACAUACUGGGUGGAAUUGGCUGAAGCACACCAGGAGGAAUCUUAGGCAGAUCCCUGCAUCAUCUGGAAAGCUAUGUGAUGAGGAAGGUCUAGUUAUGAGGCAGUUGACUUCUCUUUUAAGGUCUUUACAAGUUUAAAAAUGGAUGAAUGAGGAUGGGAAAACCAAAGAGGUGGAAGUGGUGUCCCAGGCAACCCCUGUGUGGAUGUACAGUGCAGGGCAAUAGUGUCAACAUUUCUCUCGCACACCAAGACUCUGCACUUUGUGUAGCCUGUCAAAUUUGCUGGCUGGCCUUUCCAACAGUGUCUGUCAGCUAUUUGGGUUGUCUUUCCCCCUGUUUCAGGAUACUGUGCCACAUUUCCCUCUAACCAAUAAAAUAAAGUUUGUGUCUGCUAAAUGCAGUCUUGUGAUUUGUUAUUUAUAAACCUGCCUUUAGAGUGGCUGAGAUGGCACUGCUCUGCUGUAACCCCACAAGCUUAUCUCUAAUUACUUGCUGAAUUAAUUCAAUGCUGAUAGCAGUAAUCUUAGUGGGGAAAGCUGUUUUUUAAUUAGAAGAUUGAAGAAGUUGGCUAGAAAUCCACCCCCCCCCCCAAAAAAAAAAGACAACCCAGCUUGGCAAGAAUGGAAGAAGCUCUUGUUUGAAUCCUUUUCAGUUUGCCUGUUGUAAUAAAUCUCAGAAAGGCCAUCACUGAGCUGGGUGUUGCAUGUAGCCUUGGAUGUCAUUUUAUUGCUGCCUUUGAUGCCUCUUCGAGCUUUCAUACUACCAGAGUUCUUUCUUCAUCAUCCCUGGCUUUAGAGCAUGCACCCCCAAACUCAGCCUUCCAGAUGUUUUGGGACUACAAUUCCCAUCAUACCUGACCACUGGUCCUGUUAGCUAGGGAUGAUGGGAGUUGUAGUCCCAAAACAUCUGGAGAGAUUGGGGAUGCCUGCUUUUGAGUGCUUGCCCCCCAUCAUUCUAUGUUGCUUCUAAACAAUAGGAAGGGAUGGUAUUUUGUUUUUCCCCCCUUGGUUGUAUGGUACUUAGCUGUCUGAGAACAAUUUGUUAUGCUGCCACUCUGUGUAUGGUGUUGGCAACAUACUAAAUUUGGAAAUAAAUUCCACUUUUCAGAACAGUAGCUGUAUUGAUCUUUUGUGCUUUGAAACCCCCCCCCCCCCCAAAAAAAACCCUAUAAUUGAAAUUAGCCUUGUCAAGCCCAGUGCGGCCUACUUCUGCACCUGCAUAGGAGGAGUGGGCAUUCUAAUCUUCCAAGUACCUAUGUUGAAAACUGAAGCAGCAUAGAUUUUAUUCUGGAAUAGUUAAUCCAGAAUACUAUUAUCUCUGGCUGCACCUGCCACCAGAGUGCAGCACCUGAAGGAAUGCUGCCCUCCGCAGGAAUCAAAAAGGCUGCUCAGCCUUUGCUGUAUAGAAUCUUUCUGGAAUUUGACAUAGCUUUUUUUCUUUGCAGGCACUCAGCAUGUUCAGCGCUGCCUUGGCUUCUGGGCAGCUGGGACCUCUAAUGAGCCAAUUUGGCCUACCAGCUGAGGCAGUAGAUGCAGCAAACAAAGGAGGUGAGUUCAUUUCCGUCAAUAAACCCAAAGUUGCUCAGUGGCUGUGCAGUAGGCUCUGCUGGGUCAGAGGUCCUUUGUGUUGCAGUUUUACCAGAGUCCAUAUCCCUUCUUGAUUUUGAAGCCCUCUUGAAGGCAGAGAAUCAGGGUAAAAGGUGGCAGCUCUGGCUCAGCUCUCUGUAACCCAGCGAAAUAUAUAUAAAGAUUGCUGUGGAAUGGUGACACACUGCUUCUAAUGUAGUGCUUUUUGUCCAGUUACAAAUAUGGACUGGAAUGUCAUUUUGCAGGCUAAGUACGUGACAGGUCUGAGCUGCAAUGAACAUGAGGAAGGGGGUGGUUAGACCAUUACAGACCAGCACAGAUGUUCAGAUGUUUCCUUUGUCCACCUACUCCAGGCUUUCUGUCCUGGGUAGUUGUCUUCCUUUUGCCAUAUGCCGUUCACUUGGAGCCAUGCAUUAAGUAGCCUGCUUUCCUAUUGCAUGCUGCCAUGUUAUUAAUUUGAUGUGUCUUGUUUUCAGAUGUCGAGGCGUUUGCAAAAGCAAUGCAAAACAACGUCAAAUCUGAUCAAAAGGAAGGAGACUCAAAAGACAAGAAGGAUGAGGAAGAAGACAUGAGUUUAGAUUAGGUUUCUUAACUGUGUCUUACGGGUACUCCUAGAUAUUUACCUUAAGAUAAGUAGGAUAACUAGCAUACUUCAUGUAUUGAAUCUGCAAGUAAAGGACCUCUCUGCCAAAUUCAUCCUGGGUAUACUGGGUUUUCCCCCCACUUGCUGCAGUUUCAAACAGAUGUUUGUCUUUGUGGCCUUAAAGUACACUUUGGCAGCUUCUUAUUGUUGUCCUUGGAAACAAGUUUGGUUCACCCGAUUAAAUUUAUAGUCUUGCAUCAAAUCCAGUUGCAGGUCUAUGCUUGGGGUUUCUCAUAAGGUAAAGGCAUCACCUUGGCAGAAACAUUUGUAAUUUUUAUAUUUAGUUUGUUGUUGCAACCCAUAUCCAAGAGUUGCUGUAAAGCUAUCCAAGGGCUUAUCUGUAUCCAGCAGAAUAUUUUGAGCUUUUAAACCCUACCUAUUUAAGCAAUUGCUUGGUUCUAACAGUUCUUUUGUAAGAAGUCCCCUUGUUCCUAGAAGGCUGUCUCCUGUUUCUACUUAUUCUCCUCUCCAUCUCCUACAUUGUUUGAGGUAAUCCUGACCCUCAAGUCAUGUUUUUAUGAAUGACAUGGGGCAGUAGGAAUGAAAAAAAAAAACCUCUCAUGAGAAGAAUGUGUGAUUCUGAAGGUUCCAAGGCAACCUGUCCCCAAAUUUCUCACUCAGGAGUGUUGCAUCCUCUGGGCUUCAGCCUAAUUUUAUGCAGGGGGCAGUCUGAGCCCAGUCCACUUUUAGAUGGUGUGUAGUCUUCAACUAUCUUCUAGGACAGAGGUUUCCAAACUCUGUUGUGACACACUCCCCCUGGGGCUGGAAAGAGGUUAGUUUAACCUCCAGUUUGCUAGUAAAAUUGUGUCACGAAAUGAUGCAUGUCUAAAAAGUAUGUCACCAGCAUGAAAAGUUUGGAAAGCUCUGUUCUAGGGACUGGGCCUCAAUAGAAACGGGUUCCUUUCCCUGUUCUUAACUGGCUUGCCCUUCAUAGCCUUGCUUCUCUAUUAGCAAUCCUUGCAUGUUGAAGUAAUAAUAAUAAUACUUUUACUGUUUCUUCCCUUGCCCAUCUGACUGCGUUGCCUCAGCCCCUCUGGGCAGGAAGCUGGGAAACCUCCCUUUGCCUAGCAUCCUGACUUACCCAAAUGUAACUGCAUUUGACAGCUAUGCCUGUUUUUGUGAGAUACAUAAAAAUAGUGACAGGAAUUUUGGUGGUGGAGAGCUUUUGGGAAGUGCCAUACCUGAACUAUAAAGAGAACUGUGCAUUUGGCAGGCAUUUAGACCUCUAAACUUCACUUUACAAAACAAAAACCUGCAGGAAUGUCUGAGGUCCCUAUAGCGCUUGAAACGGUUGUAAAGAAGAGUUUAUAUAAAGUGAUUGUGGGUUUAUUGGCAGCUAUCGAGGCCCAGGCAGAGUAUCUUAACAAAUUCAGCACUACUCCAUAUCGUUUGUAUGAAUUAUAGAUCAUAAAAUUUUAUUUGAAUUAAAAGUAUGUACCAGUGAUUUACAGAGAUUAUCCCUUAAAAGUACAGCUUAAAAACAGAUACUUACAGUGGUUGAAAGUGAAACCAAUAAUUGUUAAAACCCAUUUUACAAUAUGUACCCCAGCAUUAAAAUAGCCAAUAUACUGAUAAGUUAUAAAGUCCUUUUCAAAGCAGUAUCUUGACCCAUGUGAUGAACAGUGUAUAUACACACAAAUAUAUAUAAGGCAAUCUCUAAGUGCACCAUAUACUUUUUUGGGGGCAGGGGGAGGGUGUUAUUGUGAAGUUAAUGCGCCAGGGGAGUUGGGAAACACUGGGUGGUAUUCAAUACCAGUCCUAUUCAAGAGUAAACCUGUUGAUGUUAAUGGACAUGGGCUUCUUAAUUUCAAUGGGUCUACUCUUGAGUAAAGAAUAACUGACUUAAACCCAUGCAAGAACUGAAUGUUGAGCACAGUGGUACAAGAGUCAGCUGGCAGCUUAGUCCUCUGCUGCCUUCUUGCCCCAGGGCAAUUAAUAAGUAGACAAUUUACUAGGGACAUAUUAAACUUCCUACCUCACGUGGAAAUAGGGCUGUAUUUCUUGCACAGUCAACCUGACAAGCUGGUAUAUAACAUGGUUGGAGAAGCAACAUGGGCACAUUUACCGUAUUUUUCGCCCCAUAAGAUGCACUUUUUUCCUCCUAAAAAGUAAGGGGAAAUGUCUGUGCGUCUUAUGGAGGGAAUUCAUGGUCCCUGGAGCUGAAUUGCCCAGGGGUGAAAAGCAGAUCAUGCUUUCCCCCCCCAGAAAGACGGAAGGGAGUGUUGAAAUGAAGCCGCUGAGCAGCUGGUCGGCAAGCGAUCAGGAGGGAGACAAGGGACUCUAGCAAUAAAGGAGGCUGCCUGGGAUGGGGGAGGUAAAGCCCAUGGAUCCUCAGGAUUUUUGCAUUGGGUUACCCCAAGUUCACCAUCAGAUCACAUAGCAUGUCUGUGGCCACAGCAUGAACCACAAAAAUCAUACAUCCACUGUUUCGUUCAGAAUAUUUUUUUUCUCUUGUUUUCCUUCUCUAAAAACAAGGUGCGUCUUAUGGUCAGGUGUGUCUUAUGGAGCAAAAAAUACGGUAGUUGACUCAUCCUUUCCUUAUACAUUAAAGGUUAUCUGCCCAAGUCGUAAUCAAUGGAUUUAAUUCUACUCAUUAACUUAGCACCAAAAACAUGAAAUACUGUUUUUCUGAAACAACGAGUGCCUGGUUGGUAGAGACUAGACAAGCACAAUGCAAAAUGGCUUUGAAGCUCCAAGACUUGCAUCUUGCACAGUUUUUCAUUAUUUCAGUAAAUAAAUACUGACCCCCAACCAAAUGGUUCUCAUGCCGCCAGCUGCUUGGAAAUGAUGAAAUACAAUUUGGAUGAUGGCAGCAAUAAAGUUUUCAUAUUUAGACGUGCUUAAAUAAUUUUGUUCCUGUCCCUUGAGCCUUUCAGCUGGCUGAAGCAGUUGUUCACAAACUACAUUGACAGAUUCAUCCUGAUUAGAAUCUUACCAGGUGUGGGGAGGAGAGAGGGAACACCUUAUGCUUCAACAGUACUAUUAUAAAUAUACCAUAUGCCCUUGCCCUCUUCAAAAACAUUACUGUGGACAAUGUGUAAAGGCAGGAAAGCAUCAAUUACAAAUAAAAACGGAUGAGCCCUCCUUGCCCUCUCAACACACCUGCUGUUGGUGCUGAACAUGGUCUGUAUCCCCAGGUGGCAAGGAAUGCUGUGUGUGCCCAAGCUUGAGGGACUGCUGGCUUCCUGAAGGGUCAUGUGGCUUUCUGCAGUACUGACUUAACACGUACAAAUAGUUUUUACAUAAGUGGGCACUCUGUGAGCCCUACCGCUCCCUGUACAGUCCCAGCUUCUCUUAGGUUAAUUUGGUUCCGGUUGAUCACCAAGUUCUUCAUGCAGCCAAUGUAGGAGGGAAGAUGAGCCACAGGUGCCAAAGGGAGGCCAGUGUCUUCAAGUUCUGUAGAAGAGCAAAAUAAUUUUUUACCACAACUGUAGGCAGUCCGAAGGUCAUUAGGCUUCAGUUUCACUUUAAGCUAAUUGUGACUAAGGCCCAUUGGUUAACUUGUCUAAUAAACAAGGAAGUGCACUCC
Molecule: messenger RNA, 16298 nt
Organism: Podarcis lilfordi (Lilford's wall lizard)
Lineage: Eukaryota; Metazoa; Chordata; Lepidosauria; Squamata; Lacertidae
Source: the annotation of a GenBank genome assembly